Messenger RNA from Drosophila persimilis, 2741 nucleotides. Its product is annotated as protein jim lovell. Gene Ontology annotation, molecular function: protein binding; DNA binding. Gene Ontology annotation, cellular component: nucleus. The record is from RefSeq and is a predicted model, not a curated record. The transcript has 7 exons. Lineage: Eukaryota; Metazoa; Arthropoda; Insecta; Diptera; Drosophilidae. Bases 117 to 2189 code for a protein of 690 amino acids. Gene Ontology annotation, biological process: regulation of transcription by RNA polymerase II.
ACAGCCCAAAAAAUACAAAACGCGAAAAGCCAUAAAGAAAAGUUCCAGAGCCCGUGAACAGUGCAACGGUGCAACAGUAGCAACAGCAGCGGCAGCGGCAGCGGCCCGGCCUCACCAUGCAGCCGCAGCAGUACUGUCUGCGCUGGAAGUACCACCACAGCAACCUGCAGAUGAUGUUCUCGCAGCUGCUGGACCGCGGCUGCUUCUGCGACGUGACCCUGGCCUGCGAGGGCCAAAUGAUACGCGCCCAUCGCGUGGUGCUGUGCGCCUGCAGCACCUUCUUCGACUCGGUGCUCACGAGCUAUGCCAGCGAGCGGGAUCCGAUCAUCAUUAUGAAGGACGUGACCUUUGCGGAGGUCAAGUGCCUCAUCGAGUUCAUGUACAAGGGGGAGAUCAAUGUGGAGCACGCCAGCCUCCCAUCGCUGCUGAGGACUGCCGAUGAACUGAAGAUCAAGGGCCUGGCCGAGGUGAGUUGGCGCGACGAUGAGGAUGGUCCGCCGCCGCCCAUGCCCACGGCCGUGUUCCUCUCGCCGCCGCGCAGCCUGGCCGAGAGCUAUGCCCAGGACAUGUUGCACCACCAGCAGCAGCAGCAGCAGCAGCACCCACCACCGCAGGCACCACUCCAAAUGGGUGCCACCACAGAGAGGGAUCACGAUCGGGAGCCCUCCAUGGAGAGCGUGCUUGGCCGCAUGCCCUCGCAGACACCACAGCCAGGAUCAGGAACAGGAGCCAGUAGCGAGCAUCAAGCGGGAGUUGCGCCCGUGGAACACUUUAUGGGACCGAAGCGCAAACGAGGACGUCCCCCACUAGACGAUGCCUACGAUGUAUUCAAUGUCCGUAAGCUGGCCCACUAUGCUGCCAGCCUGGAGCCCGCCCAGCGAGCGUAUUUGGAGUCGGCCCGUCACUUUGUCGAGGAGCCACCCCAACAGCUUGCUGCACAUUCCAGCUCGCUGGCCUCCCCGCCCGCCUCCGCCUCCAGCCUCAGCCUGCCCAAGCAGCGACAGCGCCAACGCCAUCACCAGCAGCAGCUCCAGGCUGUCGGCUCUGAGCAGGACUCAGAUGCAGCAGAUAGGGGGCCCAAUGGCAUUCAGCGCAGCGCCUCGCCCAAGACCAGCGAUGGCAACGAGGGAGCCAAGCACGUGCUCGAGACCAGAAAUGAGGCGGCGCAGCAGGUGCUAGGCACCGCCACAGUGGGAGCGCCCUCCAAGAAGCUGGAGAAGAUUAGCGAGCGCCGGGAGCGUCACGGCAAGCUGCGCCACGCCCGCCGCCACUACGGGGGAGGCGAGCACGAGAAGUCCUCCGAGAAGCGCCACUCCGAAGAAUCAUCAUCCCAGGGACAGAGUGCCCUGCCGCAGCCCGUCGAAGAGAUCGAGAACGAGCAUCUGGUGGCCAAUCGGGCCGAGUCGCCCGCCGCCCGCUGCCCAUCUGCGCUGGUACCCGCCAGCUUCAGCCGCAAGUACGAAUCGGCUGUUGGGGGGGCAGCCUCCGCAGGCACUGGGGGAGGAUAUUUGAUCAACGAGCAUGGCCUGCUGAUGCCGCACGAGUUUUCACCGACUGUGGCCAGUGCAGCAGCGGCCACCGCUGCCGUGGCCGUGGCAGCAGCUGCUGCGGUGGCCGCCAGUGCCAGUAUCAGUGCCAGUGCCAGUGCCAAUGCCAGUGCCAGUGCCAGUGCCAGUGCCAUCAAUGGGAUCCACAGCCAGGGCCAGGGUGAGCAGGGGGAACUGGAGGACUAUGAUGCGGCCGAGCUGCGUCUGACCAACGAGGAGCUGUCGGAGUGGCAGGACGUGAUCAAGAUGGACGACUACUUGGCCAAGGGGCGUCGUCCACAGUUCUGGGAGGAGCCAUUCACCAAGCGCGUGCUGGAUGCCAUCAAAAACAAAAGACUUGAGAUGAAAAAGGCCGCCCGUAUUUUGGGCGUUUCCUAUGGCACACUGUACGGGCGCUACCGCGAGGUCUAUGGCUGCCUCAAGCAUCCCUACAGCUCUCCGGCUCUCCUCUCCACUCUUCCACACAGCUUCACGAACUAUCGUAACUUUGGGCCAUCGCCUUCAGCCGCGGGCGGCCAGUUGGCCGUUCAGCCUCGUUUCGAUCUGAGCCUCCGCGCUGGGGCCGCACAGCCCUCGCAGUUGGGUGAACUGGGAAAACUGAAGAAGGAUCUGAGCGAGCUCUGGACUCGCCCGCAGAUUUGAGAACCACCAACAGCAGCAGCAUCAGCAGCAGCAGCAAAACCAACGAAGAAAUCUCGAAAUCUCAAGCGCCGCCACAGGCUGAUAUAGGAGAGGCAGGAAGCAGACAAAAGACACAAUGAUAUGAUCCCAAAAAGGGAUCACGAGGCUAGUUAAAGCAGAUAGAAGUAAAGGAGAUCGAUUGCCGGAGAUAUUUGAUCCACAGAAACCUUUCCAAAAUAAGUUUCCACAUUAAUAUAUAUAUUUUUUUUUCUUCGUGUUAAAACACUCACACGUCAGAUUUAAUGUGUCUGCUGGGGGCGAUCUUAAUAUAAUAUAAUAAUUAAAUAUAUAUUAUGAAAAUACGUCUACAAAUAUAUACAUACAUAUAUAAACACACGCACCCAUACAUGCAAACACAUAUGUGUGCAUAUUAGCUAAUGUAAAGUACAGGCAGAGUGGGGUGCGGUACUAGAACGGUAUUAAUCAGCAUUCAAUGUGAAUUAUAUAAGAUGCGAUUAGCAGCGUGUUUCUUUUGGUAGUGAAAUUCUGAUAAUAUAAAAACUAUGAAAUCUA